CAGAACCCCACAAUCUACGCCGAGAAUCAACUUCGUUGUGAAGACUGCAGACAUCUGGUGGAAACGAUUCCUGGUCAUUCUAGCUCUUACAAGAACAAUAAUUGAGGAAACAAACUCAUCAUGCCUGCCCCAACUGCCCUUAAGACGCCUCAAGUCGAAGGCGAAGAUCUAUCGCCUCCCGCCACUAUGCCGUCGCAAGAAGAGUUCGAUGAGGUUUUGAUUGACGCGGCUUCGAAUGCCGCAGAAGAUCUGUUAGAGUCCGCCAAAGUAACCAACCCGGAAGAUUCCAUGCAUAUCGACGAAGAAGGACGACCAGUAUUCACACCCGCCAAAGACACACCAGGUGUCUAUCGUAUUGAAAUGAGACGAGUACCAAUUCCACCAAACAGAAUGAGCCCACUGAAAACUUACUGGCCCAAAAUUUACCCACCACUUGUUGAGCACUUGAAGCUCCAGGUACGAAUGAAUGUGAAGAAUCGCGCUGUUGAGUUGAGAAAUAGCAAAUUGACAACCGAUCCAUCAGCGCUCCAGAGGGGAGAGGACUUUAUAAGAGCCUUUACUCUUUGCUUUGAUGUUGACGAUGCCAUCGCCCUGUUACGUUUGGACGACUUGUACAUCAAUUCCUUCGAAAUCAAAGAUGUCAAAUCUCUGAGCGGUGAUCAUCUGAGUCGAGCGAUUGGCCGAAUUGCUGGCCAAAAUGGCAAGACAAAGUUCGCAAUUGAGAAUGCAACGAGAACCCGAGUGGUGCUGGCGGGACAAAAAGUCCACAUUCUAGGAACUUUCAAAAACGCAAAGAUGGCACAGGAAGCAGUUGUCAGCCUAAUUCUAGGAAGUCCACCGGUAUGUGCAACCAUUCUUUCAAUGUUUAAUUUUCUGUCGUUUCUAAACUAAACAAUCAAAACAGGGCAAGGUGUAUGGAAACUUGC
Molecule: messenger RNA, 926 nt
Organism: Talaromyces proteolyticus
Lineage: Eukaryota; Fungi; Ascomycota; Eurotiomycetes; Eurotiales; Trichocomaceae
Product: putative rRNA processing protein
Exons: 4
Coding region: 121-891 (256 amino acids)
Cellular component (GO): nucleolus
Molecular function (GO): RNA binding
Source: RefSeq, a predicted model, not a curated record